UAAUGGCAAAUUGCAUUUUUAAAUAGCGAAGGUACCAACCAAUACUGCAAACUUUAUCGCAAAAAGAGAAAAUAUACUCCCCGACAGUGUUGCCAGCAGCAAACUGUUUGAAAGACCGAGAGCGAAGGCGGAAUUUUGGUAUUUUUCUGCCUAAGAAGAGACAGGCACACUUGGCCGUAAAGAGCGUACAUUGGAAAAAAAUAAACUACAACACAACCAUUAAUUAAACUAGGAAAGCGCUGCGUUACAUCAAUUGAGAAAGCCGAAAGCGGGUUAUUACUGAACCCGGAAGCACCGAGAUCCGGUGUCCGGAGGCGGCAGACUUGGUUGCGCCAAGGAAAACGGAGAUUUUCCGCCUGCAGCCGAGAGAAAUUGAUGCUCCCGGCAGAAGAAUUUCGCCCAGAAAAUAGUCGCCCGGAAAUAAAUCACAAUAGUUCCUGUUCCUGCUUUCAAAAUGCCAGCGGAAGAGUGGCCACAGUGAGGCCUCCGUGGCGUGAAUUUCGCAGUAUCUCCUUUACAGUCUUUUGCACAGAGCAUGGAAAGCACGGAUAGCAGUGACAGCAGUGGGGACAGUUCAAAAUCCAUUCCCCGGCCAGACUUUGAGGCCCUAUCCGCCAUCGACAGCCCCCAGCCGCAGUUGCAGUUGCAGAGCUCUUCGCUGGAUGGGCAAAUCGAGAUGGAGUCGGUUAUCGUGCCCAGCAAGCGCCAGAAGUACGUGGUCAGUGCUCCGCCGGGUUCGGCCAACGGCAGCAACCACUCCUCCAGUUCGAGUCCCUCGAACGCCAACGUGGGCUCCUCGCUCACCAUGAAGCUGACGAAAGUGCAGCCGCAACAGCAAGUAGCAGCGGCCCGCUCCUCCACGCCCAACAACAAGGCCAAGGUGGCCAAGGAGAUGCUUGCCCUGCAGCGCUCCCACAUCGAGUCCGAGGUUCUGAGCAACUUUGUGACCGGAGUUGGCAAGCUAAAGCGCCGCAAGUCGCGCCAUGCUCCCGGAAAUCUCGCUACUCAGGCAUCAGGCGGAGAGCUGUCCCGUAGUUUAAAUGCAACCUCAAAAAACACAGGAAAAUCUCUUAAGGUGGCUCUGAAGCGGAGCAAGAGCAUUCCCGCUCCCAUCUUGGACUCAGACGACGACUGGCAGGAUGAGGAUAUCGACAGGGGCAUCAAGAUCUGCAGGCCGCGAGGACGCUCGAUGGCCUGUGACGAUGGCGAGCGGUUGGCUGAGCUGAAUGUGGAGGACAGCAACAGCAAUCCUAUGGAACCAAUGCUCACCCGCUGCCGAUCCCGCAGCAAAACCCUCUCAUUGAGCAACAGCUGGAGCAACGAGGAGAAAGCGCCAAGGCGAAGUAAUUUACGCAGCGAGAACGAGGAGUUCGCCAAGAAACACAAUGCUUUUCUUGAUCGCAUCAUCCAAGAUGACCAGGAAUCGGAGCUGACGCUAAACAUAUCCGGCGAGGGCGAUGGCGAUGGCGACGCGGACUUGGAGUGGCCCAGCAGCGAGCUGGAGGUCAACAGCUCACUCUUCUCAGCCAAAACCCAGGAGGAGGAGGCGGCCGAGCGAUUGCGUCUCAUUUGGCAAGAGCCACCAAUGCCUGGCUGGGACCCUUUCUGCUGGAAGUGCCGGGAGUGCGGAAAGCUGAUGCCCUGCUCCAAGUGCCUGCGCUCCUUCCACACAUACUGCGUGCGACCCGCCACCACCAAGUUCGAUUCCUCCUGGAAGUGCCCCGAAUGUCAGGUGAUCGAGGCAGCGCCCAAGAGGCUGCGGCGCAAUGGUGUUUCCGUGGAUCUGCUGAGCCAGCUGCUCUCCUUCGCCCUGGACCGCAUGAAGCAUGUGCGCGGGGCCCACAAGCUGCGUUCGCCGCAAGAAGUCUUCCCGCUGACGUACAAGAAGUACUUUGUGAACCCGGUGAGCUUCGACAGUCUGGCGCAUAGCAUCCGUAGUGGAGCUUUUCAGAGCACCGAGGAGUUCCUCUGCGAGGUCAAGUGGAUUCAACACAACGCUCUUAUCCUGGACGCCGGUGAUGGCAAAGUGGAACAGGCCUCAAAGGCCGUAGUGAAAGUGUGCCGGCAGGAGGCCAACGAGAUCGACACCUGUCCCGAAUGCUACCUGAAUGCCAACUCCAGCGACGAGUGGUUUGUGAAGGUGUGCCGGCAUCCGCAUCUCCUGCUCUGGGCCAAACUGAAGGGAUUUCCCUACUGGCCCGCCAAGGCAAUGGGCUCAUCCACUUCAGCGCUGGUGAAUGUUCGCUUCUUUGGCAAACACGAUCGAGCUUUUGUGCCCGUUAAAGACUGCUUUCUGUACUCGGCUCAGAAUCCGAACACACAAACCAGCAGGAGAUCGGCAAGGGACUUGGCUGAAUGUAUUCGGGAGGUGGAGGUCCACAUCGAGCACAUUAAGCGGAAGAUUGGCGCCUUCAAUUACGCCGCCUACCGCACCGCCUUCGAUCCGCUGGAGGAGCAACGGCAGCUGGAACAGAUGAUGCCCGGCGUGUAUGCGGCCAUCGAUCGGGAACUUGAGCCAGCCAACAAAACGCCGCUGCAGUUUCUUAUCCGCAAGACGGCGGGCGAUAAGCUGUCCAUAGUAAAGAAGACCAAGACCACGGAGUCAGGUAACGAGUCAGAUCAGUCGCCCAGCCCCUCGAAAAAGCUUCCGGAGGCGGACAAUGAUACCGGAGUAUGCUCGGGAUCCAGCGAGCAUUCAAAACUCAAGAGCAAUAACUAUGAGGUUAUAUCUAGAUCAGGCGAAUCUCUGACCGACUCUCGAUGCAAAGUGCUGCUCAAACGGAAAUCUCUGGCUGCUAAAACAGUUUUGGAGAUUGUGGAAGCUCCGGCGGAUGCGGUAGCCCCCAAACGAAAACAUUCACUGAGUGAUGCCAGUUUUACCAGCGAAACCAGCGACCACAAACGGAAGUCAAAGCAUGCCAGGAAACUACAAGAUCAGGAUAGGCCAAUUGGAGGGCAAGAAAAUACGGUAAAUGAACUGUCCGAAUCUUCGAAAAUUUCGGCACAGGAAGAGGAAUCACAAAAAGCAGAUGCAGCCAAAGAAUCUUCUGCAAAAGAAACUGCUAACACUUUCACAGGAGCUUCAUCUGCCUCUGUUGUUUCUGUGGUGGAAUUGGUAAAGCGUCGCCAGGGCGUUACCAUCACCAAAAUACCACGCGAGCAGCAACAGACGGCAGUGUCAGAAAACCUGGCUGUGGUCGCCGUACCUGCUCCAACUGCUCUCCCUCCAACAGCUACACCUCCUCCACCUCCGACAUCGGUAACCAAGCAAAUUACACCAAAACGAACAGAAACAACGAACCCAAAACAAUCCGAGGUUGAGAAACAGCAGCAGCAGCUGAUCAAGAAAGUUAUUCCAUUUAUAGAAAUAAAAACGGAAGUCAUGUCGGAACCCGAAGACGGGGAAAUGGAGUCUAUGCUUUCGGCUACACAACCUCUAACUGAGCAACUCCCUUUGCAACUGGAGCUGAAUGAGAGGAUAAGAAUCCAGCAGGAACAGGCCUCUGAUCCCACCCCCCCGCCAGUGGAACAUCCACCUCCUGAGUUAGUCAAAAUCAAGCAGGAGAUUCUUAGUGAAGAUGAAAUGGAAACAGAUCAGAAUCAGACCAAUUUUAGUCAGAGAUUUGAAGCAAUGCCUCCCAUGCCCCUGCCUAUGCCCCCGCCUCCGCCUUUGCCACUACGAGAAGAAACACCCGCCACAAAUGACCUGGUUCGAUUUGUGGGCGAAACCACCAUCCAGAGGGUGAGCCAGAAACAGUUAGUUAAGUCAACGGACACAGCCGGAAAACGAAAGGCCGUGCAACAUAAUGUCCCGCCAGCUGCCCCCUUCGCAACGCCCUCUCCUGCUCAUUCGCCAGUCCAGGCAUCCGCCCCUUCACCUUCGGCAUCUCCAAAGCCAACUAUCCCGUUUCCGGGCAGCAAGCCACCAUUGCAGGGAAAUUUAUUAAAGGGAAAGUCACCUUCACAACAGUCAUCCCGGGCUAAAGCCGACCGUGUGCCUAAUCCAUCCUCCCCACCAGGAACUGCACCUGCCACCAGCACCACGUCGUCUUUGCUUCGAUCCAACAUGGUGGUGAUUCCAGUGGAGCAGGCAGGCAUCUGCAAUCCGCACAGUCCCAUGACGAUCCCGGUGCCACCCUUGAGAGCCGUUUCCAAAAGCACGCUACAAAAUAAUUCAACGCUACCAACGCCCUCUUCCGUUGCGUCUACUUUCCAACCCGUUAGCUCCGUGUCUGUGCCACCGCCGUUGGCUGGCUUGAGUAUUCCUCAAAUGGCCAACGCCGCAUCACAAGAACUACCGGCAAACAGUGGAGAGCCGGUUGGUCUGCUGGCCACCGCUUUGAACGGAUUGACGACCGAAUCUAUCCCCAGUGAGUCCAUGCCCAAUGAGCCCAUAACUCCGGGCUUGGCUACGUCUUGGAGUGAGUUGCUGCUGCGCUCCGGUGCACCAAAGUUGGUGGCUCGUCCCUGCGGGCCACUCCGGUCAGAUGGUUCCCAGAUCUAUCCCUCUCAAGCUGGGCCCGUCUCGCAAAAACUAAAGGAGAAUGCUCACAAGAUCACGGACUACUUCAUCUCCGUCAUAGAAGACACGCUCAGCGACAUGGCCACUGGAGACCAAAGCGUCCUGCAGGCCCGAAUCGCCGGUCUGUCACUAGAAAACGAGCGACUGAAGCAGCACUACGACCGCCAGAUGAACGACCUGCAGCGCACUAGCGAACUCAUGAUCGCCGAAAUGCGCAAGACACUAGAGCAGGAGCACAAGCGCGUGAUCAGCGAUCUGCGUCAGCAAAACGCCCUUGAGCGGAUGAGGGCGGUGGACGAGGCGAAGAAGAAGCAGUGGUGCGCAAAUUGCAUGCGAGAGGCACAACUGUACUGCUGCUGGAACACCUCUUACUGCGAUUAUCCCUGCCAGCAGAUGCACUGGCCCAGACACUCGGCCACCUGUGGUCAGGCUGUCCAGGUGCCGCUGGCCACUCCAGUUCCUCCUGCAGCCUGCGGUCCGCUAAUUGAUCCUGGCCGAUCCAAAUCCAAGGCAGCGAUGUCAACAGCAGCACCACCAACACCCAGCCCCAGUCCCAGCUCGCAAAUAAUUCGAACGGCGUCCGCCUGUCCACCUGCUGCUCCUGUUGCCAGCGUAACAAGCUCCAAAAAGUGGCCGCCCAUGAUGACAUUAAUAAAUCAAACGAAUCCGGAGGCAGUGCUGAAGCUACCCGCCACCACAUAUCUGCGGCCAGUGGUCAGCACGACGAUGACAGCUACGGUCACGGCUGCACCACCUGUGAAUAACAACAGCAACAACAUGAACGUAAUAAUGACCGCCGCACCAUCGACGGGAAACCAAAUCGCCAAUCUCAUGCCCGCCCAUCGGAAUCUCCCUAACUUCAACCCCAAACCCGCCAGCCAGACGAUUCCCGUGCAGCGCUUUAAUAUACCCUUACCCAUCACCGUGAAUACGAACGCGGCCUUUCUAAUCUCCGAUCAGCAUCAGAAGCAGGUACCAAAGGGAUCUGUUCGCAAUUCUGGUAAAAACAACAGCCGAAUGCGCCAUAAUUACAGCAGCAAUACCAGCAACAGCAAUCCGCAGGGUUUGCGCCAGAAUCAAAUGAAUCAAGUGUUCCACCCGUAAAGAAAGACUGCCUGUAAUUCAGGAUAUAGAUUGUUUGAUAUUCCGGAGAAACUCAGAAACAGAUUAAUUGAAUUGUCCGAUCACUGAUCAGCAACUUAAACUUUUCAUAUUUAACUUAAUUUCCUCGAGCGCAGCUAUUAACGGUGAUUUGCUUUAAAAGUAAGAGACCCACAAAUUAAAUGCCGCUGAAAGACGAAAGUGUAAAGUAAUAAUACCAUUUUAUAAUUAGGUUAAGGAUAUAGAAUAUGAUGUAUGUUAUUGUAGUUUCGUUGGUUUUACUGUAACUUAACGGCCUAGUAAGUAAGAACGACUGUGCAGCCAUGAGAUGGACUUUUGCUUGAACGUAGCGACUAGCAGUCUAUAAGGUCAUCCCACUUCUCAUCUAAAGCAUUCUGUAAAUUGUUUCUAUCAUAUAUAUUACAUACAUGUUAUGUAUAUUUAAAUAAAAAAACAUACUUUUAAAACGUA
Drosophila gunungcola (fruit fly) is the source of this 6094-nucleotide messenger RNA. RefSeq names its product protein kinase C-binding protein 1 (gene Zmynd8). Gene Ontology annotation, molecular function: protein binding. Lineage: Eukaryota; Metazoa; Arthropoda; Insecta; Diptera; Drosophilidae. The record is from RefSeq and is a predicted model, not a curated record. The coding region runs from base 536 to 5626 and encodes 1696 amino acids. The transcript has 9 exons.